AAAGAAGUUGAAGAAUUCUGAAUUCCAGUCCAAAAUCCCAACAAAGCCCUUUCUUCUUCUUCUUGUGCAACGUAUUGCCCACGGUAUUCCACUCUUGAUUAUUAUUCUUCUUCUUCUCUCUUCACCGAUUCUCACAGCUCCUUCUCUCUCUACCACAGUCUUUCUCUCUCUUGAAUUAAUCUCUCUGAAACCCACUAGGUAAAAGGGAAGAAACCCAUCGAAAGUAUCUCUGGAGGUAAAAAAAUAAAUGGCGUACGUGGAUCACGCGUUCUCGAUUUCAGACGAGGAUAUAAUGAUGGGAACCUCGUACACCGUCAACAACAAGCCGCCAAUCAAAGAGAUCGCCCUCGCCGUUGCGCUCCUCGUUUUCGGCGCCCUCGCUAUCGUACUCGGCAUCGCCAUGGCCGUCAAUCAAGUCGGCGGCGACCGCGCCCACGGGAUAUUUUUCGCUAUACUGGGCGGGAUUCUAUUCCUGCCUGGAUUCUACUACACGAGGAUCGCGUAUUAUGCAUACAAGGGUUACAAAGGUUUCUCAUUCGCCAACAUACCUCCUGUCUAGAAAAAAAAAAUUAUUUGCUAAACUCCGUUCGAUGUAUAGACGUCUCUCUCUGCUCUUGUCUGUUUGCUCGACUCCUCUCUUGUUCUCUUUUUUUUUUUUUUUGUGGUUAUCUCAUACUGGUUUCAAUGGGUCUGUAAAUCACUAGACAUUUUUACACGCAUGGGUUAAUUUUUGUUACUCUCUGAACCGACACGUUUAAUAGUGAAUCCCUUUGAAUGUUUUGUUGUCUACGAUUAUGUUACGGAUGUUGGAAUUAUAAAUUUGUUGUGCC
Messenger RNA from Erythranthe guttata (spotted monkey flower), 830 nucleotides. RefSeq lists its product as uncharacterized. NCBI's taxonomy places the organism in Eukaryota, Viridiplantae, Streptophyta, Magnoliopsida, Lamiales, Phrymaceae. The record is from RefSeq and is a predicted model, not a curated record. Gene Ontology annotation, cellular component: endomembrane system.